AUCAAUUAUUGAAUCAAUCAUCAACAUUAUUUUGUAUAAUAAUUUUCAUCAUCAUUACAUUCAUAUUGAACGAAUCAAUUGUGUUCACAUUACAUUGGCAAGAGAAUAUUGAACCAAAAACAAGGAUACAUCAUCUAAAGGAUUUUGAUCUAUUUGUUGGAAAUGAUACAGCUAAAGAUUAUUUCAAAUUUUUGGACCGUGAUGGUGAUUAUCUUCUCAUCGGUGCCAGAAAUUUUGUCUACAAUAUAAGCCUACCAACGCUCAAAGAGAAUCGGAAAUUAGAAUGGUCAAGUAAUGAAGAUGAUAUUGGUAUGUGUAAAUAUAAAGGAAAAUCCGAAGAUGCAUGCCAAAAUUAUAUAAAAGUAUUGGCCAAAUUAUCCGAUGAUCGUAUAUUGGUGUGUGGAACGAAUGCUUUUAAACCAAAGUGCCGUAGCUAUCAAUAUGGUCCGAUGCACAAUUUUUUGAAACUAAGUGAAAAACCUGGCGAAGCCAUCUGUCCAUAUGAUCCAUCAUAUUCAAGCACUUAUACAUUUUAUGGAUCUUUCCAUGAACGUUCAGAGAAUAAUUUAUAUGUUGCAACUGUAGGCGGUUUUACCGGUGCCGAUCCAUUGAUCUAUCGUGAACCAUUACGUACUGAUCAAUUUAAUCCAAAACAUUUGAACGCACCAAAUUUUGUUAGCUCAUUUCCUUACAAUGGCCAUGUUUACUUUCUAUUCCGUGAGACUGCAGUGGAAUAUAUCAACUGUGGUAAAGCAAUCUAUUCAAGAGUGGCCCGUGUCUGUGCCCGAGAUAAUGGUGGUCCACAUAAAUUUCGAGCUCGAUGGACAACAUUUCUAAAAGCUCGCCUUAAUUGUUCAAUUCCUGGUGAUUUUCCAUUCUAUUUUAACGAGAUCCAGGCUAGCUCGGAAAUUGUCAAAGGUUUAUAUGGUGGACAAAAUGAACAAUUGAUAUAUAGCGUUUUUACAACACCAGCCAAUUCAAUAGGCGGUUCGGCUAUCUGUGCAUUCCGCAUGGCCGAUAUUGAAACCGUUUUUCGUGGUCCAUUCAAAGUACAAAAAGAUAUCGAUUCGAAUUGGUUACCCGAAUCGCCACAGCUUUCACCACGUCCGGGUGAAUGUUCAAAUAAUUCACAAAGUUUGCCCGAAAAUACAUUAAAAUUUAUUAAAGAACAUUCACUUAUGGAUCAUACUGUGCAAUCAUUUUGGAAUGCACCGAUUCUUGUCCGUACAUCAUUUCAAUCACGAUUUACAUCAAUUGCUGUCGAUCCUCAGAUUGAAACAGCUUCAGGCAAAACUUAUGAUGUUUUGUUCAUUGGAACCAGUAAUGGAACCGUCCUCAAAGCUAUCAAUGCAGCUAGUCCUUUGGCCGGACAUUCAAAUGAUCAUGGUAGUUCGGUCGUACCAGUUGUGAUUGAAGAGAUAACUGUUUUUCCACGUGGAACUCCUGUCACACAAUUAUUAGUACAUCCAUCUUAUUAUAAUGCCAAAUUGGUUGCAUUUUCGUCUCAUGAAAUUAAAACCAUACGAUUAUAUCGAUGUCAAGCAAAAACCUGUGGUGAAUGUGUACGGCUUCAGGAUCCUUAUUGUUCAUUCGAUUUACAACAACAAAAAUGUACUAGUUCACGUUCACGUUAUUGGAAUCGUGAAAAUUUCGUACAAAAUAUCGAAAUGGGCUGGGAUCCUAGAUGUCCCGAUGGACGGCCUGGUAUGCCAUCUGGAACAUCCGAUGAGAAUAAUAUGGAUGACAAUCGUAUGGACACAAGUGAUGAACAGGAAUCUGAUAUGACAACAGGUCCAAGUGCGGUUCCUAUUUAUUCAAGUGAAACAUUUGCAUUGGCUGUAGUUACAUCAGUGGUUACAUCAUUGGUUUUUGGUUUCAUUAUUGGCUACAUAUUCAGUCGAAGAUGUAGGAAAGAUGAUCCGGGAAUAUGUUCACCAUAUGACGAUCCACAUAGUUAUCUUGAUCCACAUAAUUUUGCUGGUGCAUUGACAGCUGGCCAUCAUGGUACAACUGGUUUGACAAGACUCACAGCCGGCCAUGGCCAUGGUCCUGCUGGUAUGGCACCAUUAUAUGGAACACAUGGCACUUUAGGCCAUCAUUAUUCCACUGCUGGCCAUCCUAUUGGACAUCCGGCUGAUAUGGGAACAUUAGUUAAUUCAAAACCAAUCAAUCUUGUAUUGAACGUACCUAAAGGUGGUUCAAAAAACGCAAAUUCGUCGGCGGACAACAAACCUAUGCAGAAGGUGAAGAAGAUUUAUUUGUAAAUCUCAAUACUA
This is a messenger RNA of Dermatophagoides farinae (American house dust mite), 2276 nucleotides long. The record is from RefSeq and is a predicted model, not a curated record. Lineage: Eukaryota; Metazoa; Arthropoda; Arachnida; Sarcoptiformes; Pyroglyphidae.